UAAAAGACGAACAUGUUUGUUGUUAGGACUAAAGUAAUUGUAAUUUUGAUAAGUUGCGCUAUUAGUAUUCUAUUAAUUUCUUCGUACUAUAAAAAUGGAAUUAUAAGAGUAAAGACAUGCAAAAAAUGUCUGUUAAAAUCUGAUGAAAAUUCCAAUAAUCUUGAAGCAAUCACAGAAUCAGUGUACGAUGAAAACUUGCAUUAUUAUUAUAGUUAUGAAAAAGAAAAUAUGAUUUAUGAAAGAGAUAGAUCUGUAACUACAGAAGUUGAAGGGGAUCUGCAAAAUUAUAAAAUCAAAAAUGAGAUCGAAUAUGUAGAUUUUAUGAACAGCAGCGAAAAAAUUGAUUUGAAGCAAAAAAAUCCGAAUAUUAUUAAUUUAAAACAACUUCUUUCUGUGUGUAUCAAAGCAGCUAAAGCAGGAGGUAUGCAACUUCUGUCAGUUCGAAGGAAUUUUGAUUUGAAGAAAAUAUGGAAAAUGAAACCUGCAAAUAGUUCUGAUAAUCCAAUUCAUGUCGGCAGAACACUGUCUCAUCAAGCUAUGACUUAUACUUUAAAGAAAUAUUUUCCAAAUUUGCAGCUUGUUUCUAGAAAGCUUAAUGAGUACGACAUUGACCCUUAUGAUGAAGAUUUUCAACCUCAAAAUGCUUCAGAUAGUCAUUUAGUUCCAACAAAAAAUGUCUUAGUGUGGAUUGAUGCUCUUGAACCUGAAUAUGAAUACCAACAAAAUUAUUUGGAAUAUGUCACAACUGCGGUUUGUGUGGCAGUUAAAGGAAAACCUGUCAUUGGAGUCAUUCAUCAACCAUUUGAAAACUUUACAAAGUGGGGAUGGGUAGGCCAUGGCGAAUCCACUGAUACCUAUCCAGUGGCCUCGGAGCCUGUAGAUGUAAGCGAACCUAUUUCUAUUAUUGUACCUACCAGACGUGCAGCGUUUGUGAAAAUGAAGGCAAGGAUGGCUUUAGGCGUCCAUUUUCAUCUGUUUGCAGUCAAUGGCGCAGGAUAUAGUUUUAUUCAAGUAGCAGAAGAUAAAAUUGAUGGGUAUUUCCAUGCAUUCGACAUAAAGAAAUGGAAAAUCUGUGCUGGUGAUGCAAUAAUUAAAGCUGCCUAUGGCAGGAUGACGACACUGGAUGACAAAGAGAUUGAUUACGGGGACCCUAAUCAUUUUCUUUCCAAGAGAGGCUUUAAGGCAUCGAUUGAAGAUCUCGACCUGUUUGAAGACUUUGAUUCAUUAGAAGCAAUCGACUUUAACUCGUAAUCGCAUGAAAUUACAAAUGUAGACAAAAGAAGAAAAAAAAGAAUCUUAAAAUUAAAUUAUAUUUGGAAAACUGGGGAUAGUUUUCUUUCAUUUAGUUUAUUUUUAUACUGGUGAUACAUAGCAUUUUUUUUUUAAAUGUAAGGUUCUUGUAGAAUUUUCCGAAUUUUUAGAUAACUUCACACCAUCUAUUUUUCUUAAAUAUAUGCAUAAUUAUUCAUUCAAUAUGAUUUUAUUCUAUAAAUAACUUUUGUAAUGUUAAUUCCAACAAAGAUGGUAUUUCGAAUAACUUUUUAACUGUGAAAAAUAUAGGAAUUUAUUGGAAUAAUUAAUAGGAUAUUAAUAGAAUUAAUAGGAAUUUAUUUUUGACCAAUUAACUAUUUAGACCUCUUCGGAAAAUGCGUAUCUAAAUUGUGUCUCCUGAUUAAUUAUUACUCCUGACGAAUAAAUUCAUUAUAACGCAAAUUAUUGUACUUUUUCCAUGACGAGUAUACUCGUCAAAAACAGUUAACUGGUUAAAAGUCUGCCAACUGUAUAUAAUAAAAAUCACACUAUGGCCUGUAUACACGUCGAGUGCAAUACAAUGAUUGUAUAAUAAAUUUUGUGAAAAAAUCACGGUAAAGCGAUUAAAAUUCCAUUUUUAUUAGAAAAAUUAUUAUUUUUUGUUGGAAAAGGCGUUAUUAUUGAAAAUUUAGAAAUUACCAAAAUAUAUUGUCAAAGAAGCAUAUGUAAACUUUGUUGGUGUAGGUGAUAUAAAGUUGGGUAAAUAUUUCCAGAAGAGACAUAUAGGGUGUGAAAUUGUACUUGGUGAAUCAACGUUUACUUUGGUAAUAUUUAAAAAAAAAAAGCAAGGAAAGUGUUUUAGAAAUUUAUAUCAUUGUUCCUAUAGACCGAAAAUUACUAAAGGCCUUCACAGUUAGCAUUUUUUUUUUUUUUUUAACCUUGUUACAAUCAUUAUCUAAGAAUACCCGAUAUGCAAAUAAAAUACAGAGAAAUCUCGAUUUGCAAGUAAAAUAUGGGAAUGCUCAGUGCAUUAGAGAAAAUAUUCAAUUUAUUUUGUAAAAAAGCAAUACAUUGUACAGGGAAUAACUUCUAUUCCAAAGAACUUCAUCUAAUUUUUUUUUAAAAUUUAUUGCAGACUUACUGGUAUUAUGAAAAAUUAUGCCACUAAAUGAGAGUUGUAUUACAUCUUACUGAAAUUUUGAGGUUUUAUUUAGAAAGGUAAUUUUUUAUUUUUAUUUUACAUUGUGUGUAUACAUGUCAACGGCACCAAACUGAAGCUUUAGAUAGAUCUUGAAUACAAUGAUCUUGAAUGCAGUUAUGAUUCACCUAAUAUUGGGCGAAAAUUAGAUAAAUUUUUGGAACCAAUUUUAAUUUUAUAUUUUAGUUUGUCAUUACUUAAAAAGUAGUUAUUAUUAUUAUUGUGAUCAAUCAAAAUUUCAGGUGCGCAUACUCAAUAUGAAGACUUUAUAAAUAAAUAAUCUAAGCUAUAAAUUUUUAUGUGUGGUUCACAAUAUUACAAAAUUUGUGCCAUAUAUAUAUUAGAUAUUACUUUUAUAUUUUUGUAUAGUAUUUCAACAUACAUAUAACCAUUUCAUUUCAUGUUCCCUUUCCCGCUGUUUAUUUCAAUAAUUGUCAUUGCAUCUCCUUAAAAGUUUAUAUAAAAUUAGCUCAUUUUAAGGUUAUUAAUCAUAUGAUUAGUAACCUUAAAAUAUCGACCCUCUAUUAUAUUGUUAUUAAUUAUACGAACAAUAACUAUCUGAGUGUUUUUUUUAACUCCUGUUAGUUAUCCUAUAUAUGGUUAUUUAACAGAAUUCCGUAAUUAACUUUUGACAAAUUUCGAACAAUGUAUAUUAUUGGAGAAUUUUCAAAUAAAUAGAAAUAGAUUAAAUUUAUUUUGCUUUAAGGCAUCUGAUAAACAUGUGUAUCGUGUAGUGAAUUGUUGACAAAGAAAUAAAUUCUGUGUUUUGUUGUUCAUAUUUGCUAAAUCAGAUUGUCUUCAUCAACUGCAUAAUGAGAAAGCAGUCAACUCUAAAUAAAUUAUAAUAUUAUAAUGCAUUUUUAAAGUAUUAAGUAAAUCUUUAAUUUAUAUAGCAAUAAACAAAUAACCAUUUGGAUAAGAAAAUA
This is a messenger RNA of Argiope bruennichi, 3375 nucleotides long. Its product is annotated as putative inositol monophosphatase 3. Gene Ontology annotation, molecular function: 3'-nucleotidase activity. The record is from RefSeq and is a predicted model, not a curated record. The transcript is spliced from 5 exons. Gene Ontology annotation, cellular component: endomembrane system. Bases 13 to 1251 code for a protein of 412 amino acids. Lineage: Eukaryota; Metazoa; Arthropoda; Arachnida; Araneae; Araneidae.